Aplysia californica (California sea hare) is the source of this 3383-nucleotide messenger RNA. Its product is annotated as potential E3 ubiquitin-protein ligase ariadne-2. Gene Ontology annotation, cellular component: cytoplasm; ubiquitin ligase complex. The transcript has 15 exons. NCBI's taxonomy places the organism in Eukaryota, Metazoa, Mollusca, Gastropoda, Aplysiida, Aplysiidae. Gene Ontology annotation, molecular function: zinc ion binding; ubiquitin conjugating enzyme binding; ubiquitin protein ligase activity. The record is from RefSeq and is a predicted model, not a curated record. The coding region runs from base 312 to 1784 and encodes 490 amino acids. Gene Ontology annotation, biological process: ubiquitin-dependent protein catabolic process; positive regulation of proteasomal ubiquitin-dependent protein catabolic process; protein polyubiquitination.
AAUUUAUUUAUUUAAAAAGUAUUUUCUAGAUUAUAGAGAUUUUAAAGUAAAAGAAAAAUAGUACAAAUCUAACGUAAGAUAGCCAAUGUUUAUUUUUAGCUAGGGGAAUCCUGUUCGUCAUUUCCGGGUGAAUGCAGUGGAAGUCUUUGUUGAUAAAGUGGUUUAUGGUUGAUUCAGCCACUGCACUGGCGAUUGUUGAUCCAGCUAUUUCUGUUGUCAAGCGAGUCUGUUUAGAAGCAGCAUAACAAGUGUCGUUCAAUUUCUCUCAGCCUGAAGGUGUUAAAAGUAGGAGUGCUCAUUCAACAGCAAUCAUGUCUGGUGAUGUGAAUAGACAAUUAAGCCACAUGUCAGAGGCGUCAUCCUGCUACAGCGAUGGGAACUCCUCAGAGGACAUGGAUGAGGACAUAGACCAAUACUACAUGGACACUACAGAUGACCUUGACCUAGAUUGUCCCAGCAAGACAGAUGAUCCAGAAUACUUUGAAUAUGAACCUCUUCAGGUGAUGGAUGCUGAGAGGCUCUUGAAUGAGGAAAUUGAAGCUCUGUGUACAAAAUUGAAGGUUAGCCCGUCCAUGGCAAAAAUGCUGUUGCUCCGUCACAACUGGCAGAAAGAAGAGAUAAUUGAAAACUAUCAGAAAGAUCCUUCAGGUUUCCUGAUUGAUAGCCACCUGACAAGUCGAAGGAAACAUGAUAAUCUGAUUGGACCUCGGCCUAUGUGCUCCGUGUGUUGUGUGAACUAUCCUAGGGACAGAUUUCACGGGGUCACAUGUGGUCACAUGUUUUGUCAGGAUUGCUGGGACAUGCAUUUUCAGACACAGAUUCAAGAUGGAAUCACUACAGCUAUUGAGUGUAUGGCCAAAGAAUGCCCGGUCCUGGUCACAGAAGACUUUGUGUGUGAAGUCCUGACCCAGCCCAAACUGAGAGACAAAUAUUCCAAGUUCUCAUUCAAUGAUCUCAUCAAGUCCCACCCAAAGCUCAGGUUCUGCCCCGGAGUUGACUGUGCUGUCAUUAUCAAAGCCAAGGAAUCAAAAGCCAAGAAGGUGGAGUGCCAGACUUGUAAAGCCUCCUUUUGUUUUCGCUGUGGCAUUUCCUACCAUGCCCCCACCGAGUGUGAUGUAAUCAAGCGAUGGCUCACCAAGUGUGAAGAUGACUCUGAGACUGCCAAUUACAUUAGUGCCCAUACCAAGGAUUGUCCCCGGUGCCAUGUGUGUAUUGAGAAAAAUGGAGGAUGCAAUCAUAUGCAAUGUCCUGAAUGCAAAUAUGACUUCUGUUGGAUGUGUUUAGGAGAUUGGAAGUCUCAUGGUAGUGAGUAUUAUGAAUGCAGUCGCUACAAAGAGAACCCCAACAUUGCCAACGAAUCUGUGCAUGUUCAAGCCAGAGAAGCCUUAAAGAAAUACCUCUUCUAUUAUGAACGGUGGGAAAACCACGCAAAGAGCUUGCAACUGGAGGAAACGACCACGUCCAAGAUCACGACUCGGACUCAGGAGAAAGUGAUGAACAAUCAGGGCACCUGGAUUGACUGGCAGUAUCUUCUCCGGGCAGCAGCUCUGCUGAAAAAGUGUCGAUACACAUUACAGUACACAUAUCCCUAUGCCUACUACAUGGACAAAGGUUCAAGGAAAGUUUUGUUUGAAUAUCAGCAAGCUCAGUUGGAGGCAGAAGUUGAGAAUUUAUCCUGGAAGGUGGAAAGAGCGGAGAUCACUGAUAGAGGGGAUUUGGAGAAUCAAAUGGAUGUAGCUGAGAAGCGACGGCAGACUUUGCUGAAAGACUUUUUAGAAGUGUGAGAUCUAGGAGAAUGUUGACUUAGGACUCUGGCAUGUUUUCUGUGCUGAAUGCAUCAAGACUGACUGAAAUGUCUGCUAUUAAAAUAUAAAAUGUGUAUUUUGUCAAGAGAGGAUCUGAGCUAUUGAGCUCAUACUUCUAUUUUUGUCUGAAUUCUAGUCAAAAAGAGGCACAUGUUACUCAUGUUGCUAAAAACUAACUGAAGUGGCUGUAAGAAGACAAACUUCUGAUUUGUUAGCUGCUAAUGCAGGGUAUGGGUAUUUUCAAAUGCUAAAAAAAAUAUUGUCCACCGCCAUUUUUCUUUUGGAGAAUUAUUUUUCAUCUACCUUUUCCUUGAUAUGUGCCUCAUUUUUACUGGCUACAGAACAUGUGUUUCACUAGAUUUAGAUUGGUAUUGUUCAACAGGUGUUAAAAAGAACAAGCUCUAUUGGUCUUCUUUCCUCUUCGGUUGUUACAGCUCUGUAUCCAAAAUGUUUGAUAAAGUGUAAUAGUCCAUCUCUGUAUAUUUGAUGCAAGAUCAAUCUUCUUGUUUGUUCAUCUAUGUCUGUUUGAAAAUCAACAUGCUUUUUGGUCAAAUAUUACGAAGCAGUCUUGAAACAUAAUAAUGGAAUGUUGUUUAUCUAUAGACAGUUGUCUUACUGAGUUGCUACCAAGAGUUUGAAAAAUCCGAUUGGCCGUAAUUACCUGUGGUUCAUAUAAUCUCCUGAUUCAAAAUAUAUAUUAUUUAUUCUUAUUUGUUGGACUAGCAGCAUCUUUUUAUUGUCCUUUUAAUCAUUCGUGCUAUUUUAAAAAUAUUUUUCUUCUUCUUUUUUUUUUUUUUUUUAGUGAAAGACUAGGAUAAAAAGCAGAGGCUUGACAUCUCAGUUGACUUUAUACCAACUAUGAAGUAAUAAUCUUUUUAAGCAUUGUUUUUGUCGAGUUAUAAAGCACAUUCACUCAAGGCUAGCAAACCAUUGGUGGAAAUCCUUUUUCAUUGGUUAGAAUAUAUGUGUGCAAUCCUGGAGAAAGGUACAACUAGAUGCAUUUGCUCGAACUGAGUUACAGGGCAAUGAAAGUCGAAAACUGAUUUUGUACAAAAAUUGAGUUCCAUUUCAAAAAUGAUUUUCAGUCAUUCAUCUACUGAUAUUUAUAUGAAUUUGGGUUUAUUUUAUGCUAAAAAUGUAUUUGCUCGGAUGUCUUUUGACACAAGUCAUCUUAGGUAAUAAGAAAAAUUUCAUGUGAACAUUUGCUUUCAGAGCCUACUUUGCAGAAGGUUUCUACAACCCUUUUUUGAAAACAAACCCCUAUCACACUGCAUACCAAAUAUUUUAGGUCAGCUGGUAACUUUUCUCGAGCUGUAAAUUUUGCUUGAAUGUAUCAAAACAGUAAAGGAUGGGAGGUUCUGAGCGUUCAUACCGUAUUACAAUUCAUGAGCAAAGCAAAGCCACUCUUUGAAUAAUUUAGCAUUGUCAUUGACAACGAUUUCUAUGACUUAUUCAAUUAAAACCAAUCCCUUCAUGCUACAUACAUAUACAGUGGAAUCCUGUUAUAACGAGAGGGAGGGGACCGGUGCCAAAUGUCCGAUAUAGCAGAAUUCUCGUUAUACGGGAUCCAGUAACAAA